Triplophysa rosa is the source of this 1248-nucleotide messenger RNA. Its product is annotated as putative nuclease HARBI1. The coding region runs from base 718 to 1248 and encodes 176 amino acids. Lineage: Eukaryota; Metazoa; Chordata; Actinopteri; Cypriniformes; Nemacheilidae. The record is from RefSeq and is a predicted model, not a curated record. The transcript is spliced from 2 exons.
AAUAUCGCUUUACACAAACCAAAGCCUGCAAGUGGCUAAUGCUACGGCUACACGUCAAACCAUAAACACAUCAUACACAUCAAUCAAAAUACAUAUUUAUGGUCACGUGCCUCUCCGUGACAGACUGUAAGAAGACGUACUAGUGCUUAUCAAAAAAUUAAUGAAACUGAAACCAAAUAUAAAGCUGCUGUCCUUCUAAAACCUUGUAUCUCCAUAUUUCAUGAUUUUUCUUUUUUGUCAUAAAUCAUUAUUAUUAGUCACCCUUUAUGUUCGUCACUGUGUUGGUUUUGCAAAUAUCUAACUAAUAAAAAGAACAGCAUCAACAUGCUGAUCCAGACGCUGCCCCGUCAAAAAGCCCAUGAAUGGAGCCAUGAAACUGAAGCGCUGGUUACAGUUUAUUGGCUUGCCUAUGGAGCGUCUAGAUGAUAACCAUCCUCCACAAAGUAAUACACUUUGCAAAAGCAGAGGAGAUGGAGGAGGUGGGGCUGGCUUUGCUCGCCUUGCUGGCCAUGAGGCAUUCGGCUGUGCUGCUGGUGCCAUCAACAGGUGCCACGUUAGGAUUCUUCCUCCUGCAGAGCCACACAUUUUUUUAUAAAAACAAAGCUUUUUCCUUCCAUCAUUCUGCAGGGCACCUGUGAUGCCGAGGGUGCAUUUAUAGACGUGUACAUUGGCAAUCCAGGAUCUGUACAUGAUGCCCUUGUCCUGCGCAGAUCACCAAUGUACCAGCAGGCUCUGUAUCCACCAGCUGGAGACUUUCUCUCAGGAGAUGGUGGACACCCAUGCCUACAGCAUCCUAUUGCAAUCUUGACCCCAUACCGCCAGCCUGUCGCAAGCCAAGUCGAAGCCCGAUACAACAGGCAUCACGCACAAGCAAGAAACAUCAUCGAGCGCACCUUCGGUGUGUUAAAGACGCGCUGGUAUGCCAUUUUCUUGAGGGCCUUGGAGAUCAGGCCACUGUUCGCCCCAAAGGUGAUUGGGGCCUGUUGCAUCCUCCACAACGUUUGCUUGAUGGUAGGCGAUCUCCUGGCAGAGGAGGAAAGCCAUGGCCAAGAUGGCAGAGAUGAUGACAUGGAGAAUGCAGCAGUGGAUGAGAGGGACCUAUCAGGGAACCGUCUCCGAGGACGUCUUGCCGCUCAGCUUUCUUCUCCCGAGGAACUGCCUGCAUGUCUGUGUGAACACGAGACACGUUCUAGACUAGACAGUAAACCUUUCCAGAUGUUGCCAAUGUUCACAAAAAAAUUAACAUGA